UUCAUAAGUAACUUGUACGUUCACAUUUUGCUUACCCUUCACAAUUUCUCUCUCUUUUCCUCUUUUUGCCCUGUUGCACAGGGUUUCUUCCUUCCAUGCUCUCCUUCCUUUGAUUUUUUUUGUUCCUCUCAUGCAUGCAGCUCUUUUCUUGCCCAUAUUGGUUGUGCUUGAUCUGCUCGUUUUUGCUCUCACCAGAGGGUUUUUUGGGCUCACGCUGUCUGGAUUUCUGGUUUCCAGUCUUUUCCCAUGUCAGAAGUCUUCGAUUUCAGUGAUGUUGGUGCUUUUCGCUCAGGGAGCUUUCUCCCGAACCCGAAGGACUCAAGUCUAUUCUUGUCUCCUGCUAACCUUGUGGAUCUUUAUCUUUUGCCUCACAAAAGAUCUAGAGUCUGUGCUCCGUUUGUCGUCUCUGAGGAGGCAAAACAGCAGCCAUCGAUUGAAGUUCUUCCCGAUGAGUGUCUCUUCGAGGUUUUCAGACGUCUUCCUGGAGGCAAAGAGAGGAGUGCUUGUGCCUGUGUGUCGAAGCACUGGCUCAUGCUUUUAAGUAGCAUUACAAGGGACGAAGUAUCUGUUCCACAAGUGAAUCAAUCAAAAUCUCAGGAGGUUGAUGAGAUUAAGGCUGAUGAAGAAGAAUCUAACGGGUAUCUCUCUAGAAGCUUGGAGGGGAAAAAGGCAACAGAUGUGAGACUUGCUGCAAUAGCUGUUGGAACUGCGGGCCGUGGAGGUCUGGGUAAGCUUUCCAUCCGGGGAAAUGCAUCUACUCGGGGGCUGACAAAUCUUGGCCUCAAGGCCAUAUCCCGUGGUUCUCCCUCUCUACGAGCCCUUUCUCUUUGGAACCUAUCUUCAAUUUCUGAUGAAGGAUUAAGUGACGUAGCAAAUGGGUGCCGAUCUCUUGAGAAAAUUGACCUCUGCAAUUGCCCUUCAUUGACCGACAAAGGUCUAAUUGCGAUUGCAAUGAACUGCCCCAAUCUGAUGUCAGUUGCAGUGGAAUCAUGCUCUAACAUUGGUAACGAAACUCUUCAAGCUUUGGGCCGCUUCUGCCCCAAACUCAAGUGCGUGAGUAUUAAAAACUGCCCACUUGUUGGUGACCAGGGAAUUGCCAGUCUAUUUACAUCAGCUGGUCACAACCUGACAAAGACAAAACUUGAGUCACUCAACAUUACAGAUGUAUCCCUUGCUGUCAUUGGACACUAUGGGAGAGAAAUGACUGAUCUUUCACUCGUUGACCUACAAAAUGUGAAUGAGAGGGGUUUCUGGGUGAUGGGUAAAGGUCAAGGUCUACAAAAGUUGGGAUCUUUAUCUGUAACUGCUUGCCAGGGAGCUUCUGAUUUAGGGCUUGGAGCUGUGGGUGAAGGGUGCCCCAAUCUUAAGCUGUUUGCUGUCAGAAAAUGUCUGCGCAUUUCUGACAAUGGGGUCGUAUCAUUUGCCAAAGUUGCUGGUUCACUUGAAAGCCUUCAAAUUGAAGAGUGCCACAUGAUCACCCAACGUGGCUUUUUUGGCAUCCUUGCAAACUGCGGUGAGAAAUUGAAGGCUCUUGCACUGGCAAACUGCUUGGGGAUUCGCGACAUGAACUUUGGAUUUCUAUUGGCGCCUCACUGUGACUCCCUCAGAUCAUUGACCAUCCGCAACUGUCCUGGCUUUGAUGACUCUGGCUUGUGCUUGUUGGCUAAAAUCUGCCCCAAAUUGACUCACGUUGAUCUUAGUGGCCUUGAGAGUAUAACGGAUGCUGGCAUUGUACCCCUUGUUCAGAGCUCAAAGGCUGGUCUAGUGAAGGUCAAUCUGAGUAAAUGCAUCAACCUGUCUGACAAUGCUGUCUCGGCCAUCUCAAAGCUUCAUGGAGAAACUAUCGAACUACUAAACCUCGACGGCUGCAGACGUGUCACUGACACAAGCUUGAUCGAAAUCGCUAGGAAUUGCCUGUCGCUCAGCGAAUUGGAUGUUUCCCAGUCAGGGAUAACAGAUUACGGAGUUACAGCCUUGGCAGCAGCCAAGCAGAUGAAUUUGCAGAUACUAUCUGUUGCAGGAUGCUCUUUGAUAUCCGACAAAAGUGUGCCUUUUCUGAUGGCUUUGGGCAAGACUCUGGUGGGGAUGAACAUCCAGCAUUGCCCUGGAAUCAGCUUUGGCGCCACCAGCAAUCUCCUUGAUCAAUUGUGGAGGUGCGACAUACUUUAUUAAGGUGAACCAUUGCAUGAUGGGUGAUGAUCUCUCUCUUAGUAAAAGCUUUUAAGUAGUAGUGUUACUCGUUUUUGGGUCUAUUGGGAGGUGUUGAAGAUUCUCCAGUCCACAAGCAUCGCCUUUUUUUCCAGCUAAUGUAGCCCGGUACUACUUUUUUACCGCUUUCUUGAUGCCAAGAAAGCUGUUUGCAGGAUGGCUUCUGUCUCUAAUGACCAUAGCCAUCCUUUUUACGUACCUGUAUGUUUAGCUGAGAGCUCUGCUGCGAGCAGUGGACUAUCGACCUUCUGAUCCUUCCAACAGUCGUCUCUUAGUGUUGGUUAAUGCAUAUAUGUGUGUGUGGUGUUGGAGCAGGUGUUUUAGGGUUGCUUCUUUUGGCAGUUGGCGUUUCUUGCGUAGCUUCCUGGGGCUUUGGCCGUGGCAGAAAGCCACGACGACCUAUUCUGGUUGUUUUUUCGUUUUCCAAGCCCCGGUUUUGCAGGUUUCUCCUCUGGUUCGUCAUGCAGCCUUCCUCUUAAUAUAAUGCUCCCUACUCUCUUUUUGUAUGUUGAUGAAUAAAAGCCCUCUGCGGCUGUGUGCUUCGUCUUCUUAGCUUGUGUUGUUUGUAUCAGAAACUCUGUUUUGGGUUCUGUUAUUAAACUAGUACUAUAAUACUAUAUUGUUUGUGUUUGACA
Salvia splendens (bonfire salvia) is the source of this 2843-nucleotide messenger RNA. Its product is annotated as EIN3-binding F-box protein 1. The transcript is spliced from 2 exons. Lineage: Eukaryota; Viridiplantae; Streptophyta; Magnoliopsida; Lamiales; Lamiaceae. The record is from RefSeq and is a predicted model, not a curated record. Gene Ontology annotation, cellular component: SCF ubiquitin ligase complex. Gene Ontology annotation, biological process: SCF-dependent proteasomal ubiquitin-dependent protein catabolic process. The coding region runs from base 247 to 2172 and encodes 641 amino acids. Gene Ontology annotation, molecular function: protein binding.